AUGCCCACUCGGAAGCGGGCGUCGUUUGCGGAGUCCAUGGCCGCAGCGAGGCCUGAGAAUCGCGAGAGCGCGAUGAAGCGGUUACAUCAGGAUGUGCUGGCUCAGACGACUCAGGGCCCAUUGUCGAGCAGGGUCAAGACUUGGCAUGAGUGGUGCCGCGCUUGGGGCGUUUUGCCUUUUCCUUUGGAUGUCCACAAUAUUUCUUGUGCCGCUGCUAGCAUGAAAGCAGGGGGUUACCGUUCUUGCGCGCAGUAUUUUUCUGCAGCGGUCAAGCAUCAGGAGCGAGACUUGCACAUUCGAGUGGAUGACGUGCUCAGGCAACUGAUCAGAGAUUGUCGUCGCAGCAUCUUGCGAGGAUUGGGACCGGAGUCGCUCAAGGACGCCUUUGAUGUGGCUGCUCUUCGGCCACUGCUCCAGUUAGCGGCAUCCAAUGUGACUGCAGGUUUUGCUUUUCCAGAUCGGGACGGCAAGGAGCUCAAGAAGUCAGCGGUGAUAUCUGCCUUUAGGCGGGUCGCCUACAACAGAGGUUUCAAGGGCACAUGUGCCGCGUGUCCGGCUUCUAGCUCUGUUGCCGGCGAUCUUCAGCCGGUCUUGGAUCAGUUGGCUUCCUUGCAGGAGGAAGUUGAAGCGCUCAAGAGGGCGGCCCCGCCUCCCGACGGAGUCCUGGUACAGACCGUCUGCGGCUGGCCAUAUGGUAUUCGCAACUUUCUGCGAGUGGUCCCUUCAGAUUUCGCAGAGGCAGAUCAGUGUCAGAGGCAGGCAGCUCUUUUAGCUCGCAUUUCAGUCGCGGCGGAUCGCACCCGGGUGCCAAACGAGUGGUUUCAGAUCUGUUUUGCUUCUUGCUUCGGCCCUCUCGAAACGUGCCCUCCCGAGGAUCGCUACCAUGGGCCCUGGAUCGCCUCAGUUGGUUGUGUUCGGGGUCUUUUGGUUCGGGGUUCUUUGAGCGGCGACUUCGCAACAACACUCCCGGACUUGGUUGCCAUCCUGGCUCAGGGUCCUCCCUUGUUCCAGCAGGAGUUCGACGACAGCGAGUUCAGCGACGUUCAGAUGGCCGAGAUCGUUCGAGUGCGGUGUGAGGCCGCGGGGAUAGUUCAGAUCGGCUCAGAGAGCAGCCAUGCGUGGGUGUACAAACAUGCGUCGGUGUUCCCUCCGAGUCUUGCCAGUUGCUCGUCAGCAGUUACGUGGUUCGUGCAGUGCUCCGGUGUGGUCGGCAUUGCCCAUGAUCGAUCGCUGCAGGCUCAGGCGAGCGAGUCGACUCUAGCUGACAUAGCCGUCCAAGCCGGGGCGGGUUCGGAGGUCACAGAUUACUUGGAGCAGCGAGGGCUUCGCUGUGCUGGGGCCCUCGCUUUAAUCGCGAGUGAUGUUGAUCAGCUUGACAAUGUACUCGUGGCUCCACUGCUCGCGGGAUGGCGUCCCGACCCCGGAGUUCCAGGCAUUCAUCUUUCAGAUGACGAGAAGCCGAUAGCCAAAGCUGUUCUGCGGUUCAUGUGGGUGUUGGCGACUGAAGCCAGAAAGCGAGCCGCGGCAAGCGCCGUGGCAAUCCCCAAAGCGUCUUCCCCCGCGGCUGCCACGGUUACACCUGCUGUCGAAGCCAAGACUCCCAAGACUUUGCCGGCAGGUGAAUGGCGAACUCUCAUUGAUCGGUACAACAAAAUCACCCUUAACGGGGAACCCAGAGAGUUCCCCGAAGAGGAGCUUUUAGGUGCGGAAUCGGUCGUUGCACGGGCCAACGGAUUGGUGAAUCCGCUCGCAAAGCGGAGUCGCUCGACCAAACUUUCGGUUGAGGACGGCAUCUUGCGCGAGGAGCCUGAUCAGGAGGACGAUUGGGUUCCCCGGGGAUCGUUGAGCAUCAUAGACGGCCUCAAUUCCAUUCGCUGGAUCUACAUUUUGUGCGAGGUUGGGCCGGAGACUUGGGUGCACAAGUACUUUGAUGCGAUGAUCAAGCGCAGCCGCAUCAAGCCCAACUUGGUGGACAAAUUCAAGACCUACUUCGAGCGAGCCUCGUGGAAGCUUUGCUCCGAUCUUCGUUCCAAUAAGACAUUCAAGGAAGCCUCCCAAGCCAUCAUCCAGGACGUUUCUUCUUUCCAGGAGGCGCUCAUCCGGGACGAGCCGGCCGCCUCGAUCGCGAACAAGCGGAAGGUUGAUGAGACGCCCCACGGCGAUGCAUCGCAGACGAUCCCUGCUUGGAAGCGCGUCAAGGGCAAGGAUGGCAAGAACUCCAAAGGCGGGGGACGCAAGGGCUCCUGGAAGGGCAAGGACAGCAGCAAGGACAAUGGCAAGGGUUCGGAUUGGCAGCGACCUUGGUACCCCAAUCCCGGUUGGCGGCGCCAGGACGGUGCCGACAAUAGG
This is a messenger RNA of Symbiodinium necroappetens, 2349 nucleotides long. The record is from the annotation of a GenBank genome assembly. NCBI's taxonomy places the organism in Eukaryota, Dinophyceae, Suessiales, Symbiodiniaceae.